Messenger RNA from Clarias gariepinus (North African catfish), 1502 nucleotides. RefSeq names its product perilipin 3 (gene plin3). Gene Ontology annotation, biological process: lipid storage; positive regulation of triglyceride storage. The record is from RefSeq and is a predicted model, not a curated record. Bases 110 to 1387 code for a protein of 425 amino acids. NCBI's taxonomy places the organism in Eukaryota, Metazoa, Chordata, Actinopteri, Siluriformes, Clariidae. The transcript has 8 exons. Gene Ontology annotation, cellular component: lipid droplet; cytosol.
CCCCCUCCGGUCAUGCCUUAUUGCUCCAUGUGGACUCCGGAGUUUCAUUUCUGUUCGCCAGGACGAGGAGAGCGGGACACACUGACAGGACACAUUUUGGGACGUGAUCAUGGCUGAGGACGGAAAUCACACUGAGAUGGAGACGGAAGCACCUCCAGCGUCGCAGGAAUCGCAGAGUGUGAUGUCGCGUGUAAGUAACCUGGCCCUGGUGAGCUCAGCGUGUGACGCCGUGUCCAGCGCAUACAGCAGCACGAAGGAAAACAUUCCCGUCCUCAGAGGAGUGAUGGACGCGGCCGAGAGCGGAGUCCGGACCCUGAGCACCGCCGCCAGCUCAGGAACUAAACCUAUACUGGACAAACUCGAGCCACAAAUUGCCAUGGUGAACGAGUACGCCAUGAAAGGGCUGGACAAGAUGGAGGAAAAACUUCCUGUCUUACACCAACCAGCGGACAAGCUGGUUUCCGAGACAGUGGGAAUGGUGUACCAGUGUGUUUCAGGAGCGAAGGACGCAGUGAUGGGGGCGAUGAUGGGGGGAGUGGAGGUGACCCGUACCGCCCUCAGCGGAGGUAUUAACACUGUCAUGGGGUCCCGCGUGGGGCAGAUGGUCAGCAGCGGAGUGGGUUUGGCUCUGAACCGAUUGGACGGACGCGUGGAGCAGAAACUCCCGCUGACUGAGACGGAGCUGGCCGCUGUAGCAGAGCCUCUGCCGAAGAACGAGCUCGAGACCUCCAUGAGCAACGAAAGCGUGGCCUCCCAAAGCUCCGCCCCCAGCUACUUCGUGCGUCUGGGGAAGCUCUCGGCCCAGGUUCAGGAGCGAGCGCUGGAGCUGUCACUCAUCAAAGCCAGCGCUGCCCGGGACGCCACGCACAACGCCGUCUCCCAAAUCACCAGCACCCUGGACCUGCUGGAGAACAUGAGAGGAGCCAAGACAUUGAAAGGAGCGCAGGAGCAACUGCUCAAGAGGUGGCGGGAAUGGAGACAGGAGGGGCAGGAGGAACACGGGGCAGAGGCCAUGGAGCAGGACGGCCGUGAGGAUGGCAAAGAGAACGGAGAGCAGCUGGAGUGGCGUGCCCUGUCCAUGGUGCGCGCGCUGAGCGAGCAGCUGCACGUGGCGUGUUCGGGCGUGGUGUCCAGUGUUCAGGGUCUCCCCAGCGCAGUGCAGGAGCAGCUGAAGAGCGCACGGCACUCGGCCAAAGAGCUGCACUCGUCCCUCGGCAAAACCACCACGAUUACACCAGUGCUGCUCGAACAGAGCCGGAACCAGCUCACACAGGUGAGACAGUCACUGGACGGAGUGAUGGACUAUCUCCUGAAUAACACUCCCCUCAACUGGUUGGUCGGGCCGUUCUCGCCCCAGCUGACGGAGCGACGGCCGGGCCCGGAGUAGCGCCUCAAAAAUAACACCUUCAAAUGUGCCUUAAAUUAUUGUCUGUAAACUCUUUCAGCUAUACUGUGACCAGAAGAGUAUCAGUGUAACGUUCAAUAAACUCGCUAAUCAAUCA